Molecule: messenger RNA, 714 nt
Organism: Hemicordylus capensis (graceful crag lizard)
Lineage: Eukaryota; Metazoa; Chordata; Lepidosauria; Squamata; Cordylidae
Product: protein NKG7-like
Exons: 5
Coding region: 51-446 (131 amino acids)
Cellular component (GO): plasma membrane
Source: RefSeq, a predicted model, not a curated record
GGUUGACCUAUUCGUUUGUCGUCCAAGCUCGUAUUUGUGACCUGAUUGCCAUGGCCACAUAUGCAGGAGUUACGAGGAUAGGCAACUAUUACGGAUGGUCUUUUGCCUUGGGAUGGGUCUCCUGUAUUCUGUUCCUUAUAGCCGCAUAUGUUCAUGCCACCCGAGCCUUUUUGGUGAUUGGAGUGAUCGUCGGUGCUCUCGCCUGUUUUGCUCUGGGUGCCAUAUUUUCCCGUCCUAAGAUUGCCUCCUACUCCCUGGCCAAGGUCGCAGCUAUAGCCAGCUUUGCUGCAAGUAUAAGUAUUCUGAUUGCCAUGGCCUCCUUCACAGGAGUUUCAGGGUCACACCAACUUUAUGGGUGGUCUUUCGGCUUGGGCUGGGUUUCCUUUCCCCUGUUCAUUAUAACUGGUGCACUUGCUUACAAACUUCACAGCCAGGAAUCAGCAUAGGGCAGACCGUGCUGCCUCUUUGGGGUUGCAUCUGGAGUCAUAUGGGUCACGCGGGGCACAGACAGAGCCUGCACUUGAAUUGGACUUGCAUCAAAGAUCUGUAUCUUGAUCCAGCUUGAUUACAAGAGUUAGGGGAAUGAGGAGACCCAAGUCUGCUCACAGCAAGGUUGAAGUGAACCCUCAGGCAAGAAAUGAACUGGGCCCCUUGCCUCCUUUUCUCCCCUCACCCAUGUCUUGGCUGCAGAAGAACUAUAUAAACAUGGUGAAA